Somion occarium is the source of this 2182-nucleotide messenger RNA. The record is from the annotation of a GenBank genome assembly. Lineage: Eukaryota; Fungi; Basidiomycota; Agaricomycetes; Polyporales; Cerrenaceae.
AAACACAAACUCUGCCUCCGCCCCUCUCUCUUCCGACAUCCACAGGCUCUGGACAUCCCUCGCUCUAUCGCGAGUCCUUCCUUUCUAACAUAUCUAUUCUCCACGUCGCUCCUUAUACCCAUACUACCACAAUGGUUCACAACGAUUCCACGCCAUUUCUCGACGAGCCUCCUGAAUCACCUUGGCGGAUUCGUAUGAAAGCACACAAUCGACGGUCACCCCUAGUUAAGCGCGUCGUGGCAUUUGCUGCUCUUGUUGCCGUCACUCUCCCCUUUUUCCUUCUGUUCACAUAUGUCCGUCAAACACCACGGUCAUCUUCGUCUGAGGACGUUACUGUCACUUUGGAUGUCGUUCCACCAACGCAUGGUCCAUCAACGAUGGAGCACAUUCCGAAUCUACCCGUCAAUUCCUCAAUGACCAUGUCCAAUCCCGUCAUUUUUUCACUGAUCAUGUUCUCUUUUGAUUCUGCAAGCGAAGGCGCGAUAUUGAUGAAGUCAAUCCUGAUGUAUUCCUCCCAACCAGUGGAGUUUCAUAUUCUCUGCGACGAGGAGGCGAAAACCUAUCUUGAACGCCGACUCUUACUGGUUAAACGUCCUCGUCAGAAUGUUGUCGUCAAGUUCUACGAUAUGCCCCUGUCGAGCAUCCGUGCGCGCAUCGGGAGGGAAGGUGCUAUAGCGUCCGACCACUCCGCAGGACUGCCUGGUUUACUGAAGCUGUUCAUCCAUGAAGUUCUCCCAGAGACAGUGAAGAAAUCUAUCUUUGUUGAUACAGAUGCCUUCUUCAUCAGUGAUCCAGUGUUACUGUGGCGCAGAUUUGAUACGUUGCCACCCCAGAUCGCCGUUUCAUUACCCACUCACGGAGAUCAAAACGAGCCCGAAUGGAACUUCGCGAGCAACAUAUGCUCAUGUGUAAUGCUUCUCAAUCUGGAGAGGCUUCGCGAGCUGCGACUCAUGGAUUCCAGUUUGUACCGAGAGGACGGAUUGGGUGUCACCCCUAUCGGCCCUUCCGCCUUCCAAGCUAUGUACGGUCCACCUGGUCCCAGUGGCCAUUACGAGGGGGUAAAACUGGGAGAUCAAGGCUAUUGGUGGGCAAUCGUCAGCCAUAGACCGGACAUACUAGAACAUCUCAGCUAUGACUGGGAGGUAUCCAGCUGUCUCGUCACCAUGUAUGGCACAUCACUCGGUGAUGAUGACAUAUCGGAAACGGAUGAGCGUGCGAGGCAGGUCCAUACCGUUGGAACUGCUGAACAAGGCCAUGUAAUUCUUCCCAAGCUAGUGCAUUUCAAUUGUUUGAAUACAGAGAGAUAUCAUGAGUGGAAAGGCUGGUCAGAUCCGAAUGAUGACCUUGGCCGCGGCUGGGGUCCUGUUGUGAAGUAUCACGCCGGCAGCAAAUGGCUCUGGUUGAACCAGGCCUCAGAUCAUCAAAACAUAUCCCUCACCAUUGAAACAAUUCACGAUGUCAAGUUCCUGGAUGAGCGAUCUGCUGGAGUUGCUUUAUCAUAGGCAUUAUCAGAUGGAAUAGAUUCCACAUUGGUCUGAUUGUAUUGUGCUGAUAUACCUCUCUGUAUCAUUUGAUACACACCUGAUCGACUACCAUGACGCGAUGUCGAUAUAAGCACUCUUCAUUCCUCAUUAAAGUAUUCCCGGCCAGCGAACACAGGAACCUUUGGCUGCACCGUUCCAGGCUUCGGUCUGUGUGUAUCAACUGCGCCAAUGGGAAGUGUGUACCUGGAGGCCAGACAAUGAACAUGAGAAAGCCACACUGUCUCGGUCUUCUCACCUCUCUUCGUCACAACCGUAGGCUUUGGGUGUCAACUUGAUGACAGUAUGGAGCGGAAUUUUGAUAUACGGUAGAUCUGCGUGGGGAAGGUUGUGGAAAUAUGCAUACCUAUUGUAGUGGUCAGAGAAACGUAGCAGAAUGAGUAGUCUGGGUACACUGACAGACAGCGGAGGAUAGCCUGGGGAUCAUGAGGGUCAGCGCAAAGUUUCCCGAGCCGACGCGUAACGAACCUGGUGUCCAAUGAUUAAGAUGUUCUCUUGACGUUCUAAUUCCAUGAUAACCGGCUCAAGUCGCACGACCACGUCGCGAUAUGAUUCUCCUCCUGAAAAUCACUGUUAGCUGGGUACACUCGUGAUAGAGAAGGACAAACCUCUGUAACGAUAAUUGAAUUUGUCUUCAUCUC